This is a messenger RNA of Blastomyces dermatitidis ER-3, 1692 nucleotides long. RefSeq lists its product as uncharacterized. The coding region runs from base 385 to 1692 and encodes 435 amino acids. Lineage: Eukaryota; Fungi; Ascomycota; Eurotiomycetes; Onygenales; Ajellomycetaceae. The record is from RefSeq and is a predicted model, not a curated record. The transcript is spliced from 5 exons.
CGAAAUUUUGUUUUAUUGGUAGUUCACUGGCCAGCCCGCCAACGCUGGGGGAGCAGCCAGCGAACGGCGGGACAGAUAGGCUUAUGAUUGGUCUGUAUAAGGAGGCUAAAUUUCCAAAAGCACAGGGAUCGUUGUUUUGUGGCUGACUUGCCACAGACGGGUCGUUUCCCGCCCCCGUACCAACGGUCCAGACUACUCGGUUUCUCCUCGCCAACGCCGCAUAGUAGCAGCUGCGCCGUGAUGGCCUAGACUCCAGACAAGAGUGAUAUUGAGCCCGAAAAUGAGCCUUUUGGACUUCCUUUUCCCAUUAAGGACAGCUUUAACAGAUAUCACAGCGUGUUCGAUGCUGCUGUUGUGUACUCGUCACCUAGGCUAUUGUAGUACAUGUGGGAUGGUGGCUGCCACGCAAAACCCAAUGACCAGAGGUGCUACCAGGGGUUGGACUGUGUUGAGGGCAUGGGAAACUUGUGUCGAUCACCCGGGAGAGGACAUCUCAAUCCGUGGAAGAGAUGCUUCACCGCUCGCUCGUUGUUUUGUUCGAAUACAGGCUGCUCAUCCACGUUGGUUCGCACUCGGAUACACGCAAGGAGAAAAUUUGCUGCCAUCGUUUCAUGCGAAGGGCGCGAUUACUAUUAUCAUACAAAAAGCAGAACAAUGCGCAUGACAAUCAUCGCCCGAACUAAAAACUUUUCAGUCGAAGUUGAGCACACAGUCCAGCGGAGCACCGUUGCCAGCUUGCGGGGAGCACCUGUAAAAUCCUCUAGUUUUGAGAUCAUGCCAACGGCUUCGGCCCCUGUUCUCCAACUUCUAAAGCGUGGAGACAGCUACUUUGUCAGUGCAGGCACUGGCAAGUUACUCCCAGCCUCACUACCCGAUCUUAUGAGCUCGUGGGCGGGGGCUGCCAUGGCGUUUGAGGCUGGCUAUAUCAGGGAUGUAAUGCGAUACAUCCGGUUGUACCCAUUUAGUAAUGGCCACCUGCAUAUCACUGGUGAAAAGACUGAUUUUCCUUGCACUGUUACACUCUCUUUUUCCGGAUCACAUACCCACUCCAUAACUAUCCCGUCCGAAGCUCUGAAUACGUGGCCUGGGCGGAUCAUACGGUGGGAAAACAAAAGACUAUCUUCGGGGUGGGAGUGCACAUGCGAUUGGAAGAUUGGUUCGGCUGUCAUUAUGAGCUUUGUGAUUGGAUUAUGGACGGACAUGUGGAGGCUUCAUUCUCUUGCAUCGGCUAAUAACGAAAAGGAAUUGCUUUUCCCCGAGGAUCAGGGCCCCGAAUCUUUCUCGUACGAUUUAAUGGCUUCGAUGGAUGACCGUUCAAGGCACGAGAAACACAAGGCCCGAGCUUGGAAGGAUCGAAUGGCAUGGGAACGGUGGGGUGUACGGCCACAGGACGUAGUACGCUAUCGCGUAUCGUAUUUCAAGAGUAUCCUGCUUGCCGAUGGGACCAUUGAAAUGGAUGACAACGAGAAAGCGGAUAUUCCUGGAUCCCGCCAGCGGUAUUGCAUUUUCGUCGGUUUCGAAAUGAAACCUCGUGAAGGAUUGAUGGUGCUAAGAUUCCUGGUUUCCAGUGAGGAUGGGUUAAAGCCAUGGACGAAACUCGCGCCGCAUAAUUACACCCUUCGGGACUUGGGCAUUCGACUUGACGAGAGUAGUGGAUCAACGUCACCCACCACGGAGUUUGAAGAUGAUUAG